This is a messenger RNA of Diprion similis, 555 nucleotides long. Its product is annotated as THAP domain-containing protein 11-like. Lineage: Eukaryota; Metazoa; Arthropoda; Insecta; Hymenoptera; Diprionidae. The coding region runs from base 1 to 555 and encodes 184 amino acids. Gene Ontology annotation, molecular function: sequence-specific DNA binding. The record is from RefSeq and is a predicted model, not a curated record. The transcript is spliced from 4 exons.
AUGGUUUGCUGUGUCUUUGGCUGUACAAAUUCGCACACAACCAGCGCUUGUGAAUUUUACAAAUUUCCUAAACAUAAGCACAAAGAAGAUCAAAAGAAACUGUGGAUUGCUGCUGUACAGCGGAACCACCCCGAUGGAUCAAACUGGAUAUUAAAACCAAGUCAUGUUAUCUGCAGCCAGCAUUUUAUUGGAAAUAGGAAGUCAGAUUCUGUUUUAAGCCCUAGCUAUGUUCCUACUGUAUUUUCUUUGAAACAUCGCAACAAAAUUGAUGAAAAACAAGCUUUAAGCAGACAUGCUCGUUUUAUGAAACGCAGAAUGGCUGAUCAAUCAAAUGAAUUGAAUGUGGAAAAACCUCGCAGACAAUUAAAGCAACAAAAAGAACGUAUCAAUGGUUAUGAAAAUGGAAAUCAACAAAAUGAAAUUAUCAAUUAUGGAGAAAAUAGUGCAUUUGAUCGAAGUGUUAUUGUAGGAAAAGAAAAUGUGGACCAAGAAUGUCAAGUCGAGAUCGAAAACACUGAGCCUGUAUUCUACUACCACUCCGUUGACUAUACAUAG